Malus domestica (apple) is the source of this 2070-nucleotide messenger RNA. Lineage: Eukaryota; Viridiplantae; Streptophyta; Magnoliopsida; Rosales; Rosaceae. The record is from RefSeq and is a predicted model, not a curated record.
AUCUCCCAAAGAAAUACUCAAGUGUUUUAUUAUAUUCUUUUUAAAGUAUGUGAUUUUUUUUUUUUUUGGUUUUAUAGAAUUUGGCAAAUCUCACAUGGAUGAAUUUAAGUGGUUGCGAAUUCUUAGAAAAAAUCCCCAACUUAUCCCGAAGCCCAAACAUAAAGUACUUGGGUCUAAGUGGGUGUAAAAAUUUGGUCGAGGUUGAUGAUUCUGUUGGAUUCCUCGAUAAACUUGAAGUGUUGUUUCUUACUGGGUGCUCUAAGCUUACGAGGUUUGCAACAAGACUUGGAUUGAGAUCCCUUAAAGCGCUUCAUCUUACAGGUUGCACAAGGCUGGAGAGAUUUCCAGAAAUAGAGAAGGACAAGAUGAAAUCUCUUACGCUUUUGGAGAUAGGAAAAAGUGGCAUAAGAGAAUUGCCUUCAUCAAUUGCGUAUCUUACUGGGCUUACGCAAUUGAUUGCAUAUGGUUGUGAGUUGCAAAAUGUCCCCGACUUAUCCGGAAGCCCAAACAUAAGGACGUUGGAUCUAAGUAACUGCACAAGUUUGGUCAAGGUUGAUGAUUCAGUUGGAUUCCUCGAUAAACUUGAAAUAUUGAAUCUUAGUGGGUGCUCUAACCUUACGAGGUUUGGAACCAGACUUGGAUUGAGAUCCCUUGAAGAUCUUAAUCUCAAUGGUUGCACAUGGCUGGAGAGAUUUCCAGAAAUAGAGAGGGACAAGAUGAAAUCUCUGUGGAGUUUGGAGAUAGGAAAAAGUAGCAUAAGAGAAUUGCCUUCAUCAAUUGCGUAUCUUACUGGGCUUACGGCCUUGUAUGCAAAUGGUUGUGAGUUGCAAAAUGUCCCCGACUUAUCCGGAAGCCCAAACAUAUGGCAGUUGGAUCUACGUGACUUUACAAGUUUGGUCGAAGUUGAUGAUUCAGUUGGAUUCCUCGAUAAACUUGAAAUUUUGAAUCUUUCUCUCAGUGGUUGCAGAAGGCUCGAGAGUUUCCCAGAAAUAGAGGGCAAGAAGGCUCGAAGGUUACAGCUGUAUCUUUCUCUUGAAGGAUGCAAUUUAUCAGAAAGUGAUUUCCUUGUGCCUCUUCAUUGCUGGUCCGCAUUAACAGGGCUUAAUCUGUCGAGAAACAAUUUUGUUAGCCUUCCGGAUUGUAUUAGCAAAGCUGUCAACUUAUGGAAACUUACAUUGAGCGGUUGCAAGAGGCUUCGAGAAAUUCCAGUCCUUCCACCAAAACUAGAAGAGUUACAUCUGGAUGAUUGCACAUCAUUGGAGAAAAUUCCAAAACUACCCCAGAGGCUUGGGGAUCUUAACUUGCGUAACUGCUCUGGACUAAGUGGUGAUGAGGUGGCAAAGUUGGAAAACAACUUGUUGAAUGAGGAAAUAUGUCCGCACUUGAGCAUUAUUUACCCAGGCAAUGAAGUUCCAAAGUGGUUCAGCUAUACCUCUAACCAUCCCACAACCAUUCAACCUCUACCAGAAUAUAAAUGGGAUGAAGAUGAAAGGAAAGAAGGAUUUAUUAGAGGCAGUGAAAUUCGUUUUGAAAUUCCUCUAAAAUUACAAGUGGGGGAGACGUUAUUUGGAUUGGCUCUAUCUUUUGUUGUUGAACCAUCGACUUAUCAUUCUGAUGUCAAGUGUAUUAUCAUCAACGGAGAAAAAACGUUUGAACCUUGUUUAUGGUUCUAUAAGGACUUAAAGGCAACUCAUGUGAAGCUUGCGUUAGUGGGUUUUGGGGAGCAGGAGCAGCACGGAGAUAUUUGUCAAGUUGUAUUUCGCUUCAAAAAUGGCUCACCCAUUAAAAGUUGCGGCGUGCACUGCCUAUUGCGCAACCAAGACGAACUGCUUCCCUUGUCUCUGAGACCAACGAGCAGUCUUGGUUUUGCAGUUUACUAAUCCUUAAAAAUAAGAGGCUGUUUGAUGACCAUUUCAAUUUGCAAACCAAAAACUCAUUUGUUCUAUUGUCUUGCUUUUGCCUUUCUGUUUUCUUUUUACAUAUCUAAACUACAUAUUAGUAGAACACUUAUUGAGUUAUUGUCAACCAAACUCUUAUAAAAUUACCAGAUUAACCCUCUGCUUAAAUCUG